Messenger RNA from Budorcas taxicolor (takin), 648 nucleotides. RefSeq names its product ATP synthase membrane subunit c locus 2 (gene ATP5MC2). Gene Ontology annotation, molecular function: proton transmembrane transporter activity. Lineage: Eukaryota; Metazoa; Chordata; Mammalia; Artiodactyla; Bovidae. The transcript has 5 exons. Gene Ontology annotation, biological process: proton transmembrane transport; proton motive force-driven ATP synthesis. The coding region runs from base 70 to 501 and encodes 143 amino acids. The record is from RefSeq and is a predicted model, not a curated record.
CUCCCCGCCCCUCUCUGUCUUCUCUGCACUGGGAGCAGCUCUCCUGCCGCAGCCCUUCAUCCCCUGAAAAUGUACACUUGCGCCAAGUUCGUCUCCACCCCCUCCUUGAUCAGGAGAACCUCUACACUGUUGAGCCGAUCACUGUCUGCAGUGGUGGUAAGACGACUGGAGACACUGACAGAUGAGAGCCACAGCAGCUUGGCAGUAGUCCCCCGUCCCCUGACCACCUCACUGACUCCUAGCCGCAGUUUCCAAACCAGUGCCAUUUCAAGGGACAUUGACACAGCAGCCAAGUUCAUUGGAGCUGGGGCUGCCACAGUAGGGGUGGCUGGCUCUGGAGCUGGAAUUGGGACCGUGUUUGGGAGUCUCAUCAUUGGUUAUGCCAGGAACCCUUCUCUGAAGCAGCAGCUCUUCUCCUACGCCAUUCUGGGCUUUGCCCUCUCGGAGGCCAUGGGGCUCUUUUGCCUGAUGGUGGCCUUUCUCAUCCUCUUCGCCAUGUGAAGGAGCCGUUUCCACCUCCCAUAGUUCUUCUCCCGUGUCUCGUCUGCCCUGUGUGUUUCUUUUUCUGUACCUCCCCAGGCAACCUGGGGAAGGUGGUUGGCUCAGGGCCUGACAGAAGGAAGACAAAUAAAUACUGUAUUAAUAAGA